CUCUUUUGCUCUGAAAGCACAAGAGAGAACUGCAGCCCAGCAGGGCGCUUACAUGUUUGCGCAGGGUUUGACAUUUCAGCACAUGAGUAGAACUGUAGCAACCUUAAUCACAGUGUGCACACACUUGAAGUUUUUGCCGCCUCAUCAAUCUACCUGAUUUGACGUUUUGCUGAUCAGCUCCUCCCCGAGCUGCGUUCCGAAAUCUCGGCCAUGAACAAAGAGCCGCCAGCCGGCUGCGCCACCUCAACCGACGGUAAAUUCAGGACGAAGUCGCAGGGUACCGACUGAAGGCGUACCUCGUUCCCCUUUCUGAUUUUGUACUUUAUCGCGUUUGUCUCAACUUUGUUUUCCCACGUGUCAAGCUGCUUAAUUUUCUAGUUUGUGUUGCAGUUUUUCUCACGCGCAGAGUUCGAGUGCAAACAAAGCGGACAAAGCCUGUCUCGCGACACCGAGAGGUUGACGCCAGUGAGUUGAGGGCGCUCAGGGGAUUCUGGGACUUUCGAAUUCCACCGCUCGUGGACGGUGUGAAGUCCGCUCUUCUUUUCCGACCAUUUCACCCCUCUGUACAUUUGUCCUGUCACUCGUGUCAACUUCGGCGACCAGAGUUUGGCCAGUCACCUCGCUGCUCGACCCUCAACCGUCAACGCCGUCGUGUUCAGUCCUCUGUGGCAGAUAGCAAAUUGGGUGACAGCUUCCUGCACAAAUGUAUGCAGAAAAAACAAAUACUGACUGCGCCGGCGACGUAUCUCGUCAUCACACUUGCACAGACACGCCGCAGCCGCUCCGCUCGCGCGGAGGUUUCGGCACACCGCCUGUCCGCGUACUGCGGAGUACACAUGACCGUUCACAAACCCCCCCGUCCUUAAGUGCACUGAAAGUUCGAUUCUCAGCGAGGGUAUACCCACAUCACUGCGUCGGUUGUUCACUGACGGUUUGGUUCUUAGGAAUCUGUAGUUGAGUUUGAAGCACAGAGGAUUCACGAUGCCUCCGACCAAGCCCGAGUCUCCCGGCGCUUCACGGCGUUUUUCCCCCGUGAGGCCGCCCUCAGUCGCGAGUGGGUCUGAUGUGUUUUCGGCAUUUUCUGACGGGACUUCUCUCCGCUCGGGCGCUCCCGGCGGGGGCCUGGCGCCCUCGCUUCGUGGCUCGCCGAACUUCACUGCCGCCAAUCCUGGACUGGGCGACGGUCAGGCAUACCUUCCGUACUCAGCACCGUUGGCGUCAGUGGGUUCGGGCCUCCACGGGUCGCCUCACGUGCGAGCGAGUUCUGUUCCUCCUGUGGGGACCGGGACAGUUCCUGAAGCUGUUCACAGCCAGCAUGUGCGCCCCGAGUUGUCUCCGGCCGGUCUCGUCCUUGGGUCUUUGGGCAGCGGCUCUCCGGGCGGGUCGACAGCGUCGUGCGGCACCGCCUCUCACCGCGAAUUGUCGCCGCAGACUUCCCUCGCAGGAUUCGUUUCGAUGGGGACGCAGGCCCACCAACUCCUGCCGCAGCUGCCUCAGCAACUGGCCCAGGCCCAGGCCGUCCACCCGCCGGCCCACCCGCUCGGCGCCAGCUCGUCAGUCGCGGCCACUGAGGGAUCCCCGCCUAGCAGUCCACGAAGCACUUUCUCGUCCGUGCACUCUUUUGGACAACACGAAGUCGUCUCUGUCUCGUUGCCUGCCGGACCCGUCUGCGCCGGGUCGCCUUCGGGGCCUUGCCGCUCGGGGGUCCUAGGCUUGGGGCCGGCACCGAACUCCAACUGUUGUCUGGGGGGAAACGCGACGGGAGAUGCCUCACGCUCUUUCUGCCAAGCACACAACGUUUUAGAUUCCCCAGGAACCUGCCCUCGUAGAAGCCCCGGGAAGCCACCAGCAGCCGGGGAAGAGUUGUCCGAGUUGAAUGGAGAAGAACGACCAGCGGAGUUUGGCGCUGACCUCUCCAGCGGCACCUUCGAAGUUCUCGUCCAGGCACCCAGCAUGAAGUUCAACUGCGGCCACUUCAUUGCGUAUCGCGGCUUCCGGGAACGACUUCACGGGCACAACUACUCGGUGACUGUGAAAAUCGGCGGAAUCGUCGGACCCGAUGGCUACAUCCUCGAUUUCGGAGACAUCAAACAAACCGCCAGAGAAGUCUGCAAGUCUCUGGAUGAGCACCUAAUUGUCCCAAUGAAAAGUGACGUGUUGGACAUCACCCAAGAGGGCCAGUCCAUUAUCAUUCGCUGCGAAGACGGGGCAGAGUUCAAGGUGCCCUGCUCCGAUUGUAAGUGUCUUCCUAUUGUGCACUCAAGUGCGGAGGAGAUUACCUGCUAUCUUUGGCAAUGCAUCGUGGACAAGGUCACUGUUCCGCUGCUGAAGAAGCGCGGAGCAACGUGGGUGGAGGUCGCUGUUUGGGAAACGCCGUCCCAGAUGGCAUCUUUUCGGAGAGAGGUUUAAAGGAUGUGGAAUAUACGCUCGACACGGAUGGAGAGAUAUUAGGAGGAAACAAAACUCUUGAAAGCUGUCUACACAUCGCAGAAAGAGUUUCCCGAUGAACGACUUCAGAGCAACUUGAACGUAGAUCCACCUUACUAGCUUUCGGCGAAGUGCUGUCGAAGGUCAUCUUGAUAGCGAGGAUGAUUAUGUUACUACCACCCGUCGUUCUGGUCCAAAAUGACAACCCCGUGUGUCACCGUACGUUUCGUUAUGCUGAUGGGGCGUAGUGUGCAGUUGGC
This is a messenger RNA of Toxoplasma gondii ME49, 2687 nucleotides long. RefSeq names its product 6-pyruvoyl tetrahydrobiopterin synthase. Bases 982 to 2409 code for a protein of 475 amino acids. The transcript has 4 exons. Lineage: Eukaryota; Apicomplexa; Conoidasida; Eucoccidiorida; Sarcocystidae. The record is from RefSeq and is a predicted model, not a curated record.